ACUGCUCAUGAAAGCACUUCUUCCAUUUUCAGAGUUUAGAGAGAGAAUCUAGAGAGAGAAAAUUGAACACCGUCCAUGGCUAAAAAAGGAGUCGGUGGUGGUGGUGGUGGUGGAGGCGGUGGUGGCGGUGGAGAUGAGGAAGAUGAGGAGAACGGUAGCUCAGGUAAGAGAAUAAAAUUGGCCAAGGCUGAAGAACCACAACAACAAAGUCUUGAUUUUGGAGAGAACUAUGAUGAUGAUGAUGAUGAUGAAGAUGAUGAGGAUGAGUUUUGUAGCGAGCUUCCAUUAAGAGCAGAGAUCUUGUUCUAUCCAAUGACGACGCCUACUUCGUUCGUUGUCUCCGAUGCUCUAGAGCCCGAUUUCCCCAUUAUUUACGUUAAUAAGGUUUUUGAGAUCUUCACCGGUUACCGCGCCGACGAGGUCCUAGGUCGAAACUGUCGGUUCUUACAAUAUAGGGACCCUCGUGCUCAAAGGCGGCACCCUCUGGUUGAUCCUGUUGUUGUUUCUGAGAUUAGAAGAUGUCUUGUGGAAGGAAUUGAAUUCCAGGGUGAGCUCCUUAAUUUCAGGAAGGAUGGCACACCCCUAGUUAAUAGACUAAGACUUGCACCUAUACAUGAUGACGACGGAAUCGUGACACAUGUGAUAGGUAUUCAGGUUUUUGCAGAAGCGAAAAUAGAUCUGAACCGCCUAUCAUAUCCAGUUUUCAAAGAAACUUGUAGUCAGCAGUUUAAUCAGUCAGGGAAGUAUCCUUGUAUUACUGGAGAAUCACCAAUCAACCAAGAACAACAAAUCUGUGGUAUUCUUCAGCUUUCAGAUGAAGUCUUAGCUCACAAUAUAUUGUCUCGUUUGACACCAAGGGAUGUUGCAUCCAUUGGUUCUGUCUGCAGAAGGAUUCGUCAGCUCACGAAAAAUGAGCAUGUGAGGAAGAUGGUAUGUCAAAAUGCAUGGGGGAGAGAGGUCACUGGUACAUUGGAACUGAUGACAAAGAAAUUAGGAUGGGGGCGCCUUGCUCGGGAAUUGACAACUCUUGAGGCUGUAUGUUGGAGAAAAUUUACAGUUGGAGGUGCAGUAGAGCCGUCACGAUGUAAUUUCAGUGCUUGUGCUGCUGGCAAUCGGCUUGUAUUGUUUGGAGGUGAAGGAGUUAAUAUGCAGCCAAUGGAUGACACAUUUGUUCUCAAUCUUGAUGCUGCAAAUCCAGAAUGGCGUCGAGUGAGUGUAGGAUCAUCCCCACCAGGUCGUUGGGGUCACACUCUCUCGUGUUUGAAUGGUUCCUGGUUAGUAGUCUUUGGAGGAUGCGGGCGUCAGGGAUUGCUCAAUGAUGUCUUUGUUCUCGACUUGGAUGCCAAACAGCCAACAUGGACAGAAGUUUUCGGUGGAACUCCCCCUCUUCCGAGAUCCUGGCAUAGUUCUUGCACGAUUGAAGGUUCAAAAUUAGUUGUUUCAGGUGGAUGCACAGAUGCUGGAGUACUUCUAAGCGAUACAUACUUGUUGGAUCUCACUACGGACAAGCCUACAUGGAGAGAAAUUCCAACUUCAUGGGCACCUCCAUCUCGGUUAGGGCACUCACUUUCAGUUUAUGGGCGAACGAAAAUUCUUAUGUUCGGUGGUCUAGCCAAGAGUGGGAACCUAAGAUUGCGAUCUGGAGAGGCAUACACCAUUGAUUUAGAAGAUGACGAGCCCCGGUGGAGAUUACUGGAAUGUAGUGCAUUUACCGGUGUUGGCAGCCAAAGUGCUGUUGUUCCUCCUCCUAGACUAGAUCAUGUUGCUGUGAGCAUGCCUUGUGGAAGGAUCAUCAUCUUCGGUGGAUCCAUUGCCGGGCUUCACUCACCUUCGCAACUCUUCCUUUUGGAUCCUUCCGAGGAAAAACCAUCAUGGAGGAUUCUUAAUGUUCCAGGACAACAACCGCCGAAAUUUGCUUGGGGUCAUAGCACUUGUGUGGUUGGAGGGACAAGGGUCCUAGUAUUGGGCGGCCACACGGGUGAGGAGUGGAUACUCAACGAAUUGCAUGAGCUGUGCUUAGCAAGCCGACAGGACUAAAAACUGAUCCCACACCAACAUCAUUCUGGGACAAAAAAUUUUGUUUCAUGGCUCAUGCCAUUUCGGGUUCUUCGAUAGUUCCUAUACUGCAUUUUGUAGCAUUUGUAAUUUGCUUAGAUCAAAUUCUGGUGAGGUUCUUCUGAUGUGUUGUGGAUUUGUUUAUUAUUAGCUCUGUAUCAUAUCAUAUAUAUAUGUAAAGAUCUUUGUGCCUA
Cannabis sativa is the source of this 2249-nucleotide messenger RNA. Its product is annotated as adagio protein 3. Gene Ontology annotation, biological process: circadian rhythm; response to blue light. The record is from RefSeq and is a predicted model, not a curated record. NCBI's taxonomy places the organism in Eukaryota, Viridiplantae, Streptophyta, Magnoliopsida, Rosales, Cannabaceae. Gene Ontology annotation, molecular function: protein binding. The coding region runs from base 76 to 2037 and encodes 653 amino acids. Gene Ontology annotation, cellular component: SCF ubiquitin ligase complex; nucleus; cytosol. The transcript has 2 exons.